GUUCGACUAGACUAAGCUCGAGUGACGGAGGUGAGGAAUCAACGGUGCGGUCACUCACUUUUUUCUCGCCUUCAAAGCCCAUAUCCUCGCGAUCGAGUGUCCGACCAUGGACGGUCCUCCUCCUCCAGAAGAGGACUUCUCUUCUCUCCCCAUAUCCGACAGACUCGCACACAAGAACUGGAAGGCUCGCGUCAGUGCAUACGACUCUCUCAUCAAGACCUUCCAAACAACCGCUUCCGACUCGGACCCAGCUUUUAAGCCCUACAUCAACAACUCAGAUCUGCUCAAGAAGCUCGCCACAGACUCAAACGCUGUCGCGCAGGAACGAGCGGUCGAAUGCCUCGUGGCACUAGUCAAGUACGCCGGCGAGACAGCCGCUAAGACCAGGGAGGCAGUCGUUCCAGCUCUCGUAGACAAAUGCUUUGGCUCAUCGAGAGCGGGUACGAAGAACCAUGCUCUUGAGUUGGCCCUGCAGUAUGUCGAGGUAGAAAACACGGGAACCGGCGUUGUCACCGAUGUACUGCCAGGCCUCUCUGCGAAACAACCAAAAGCGGUGGCGUCGACUGUUUCAGUCCUUAAGGAGAUCAUCAGAUCAUUCGGGCCACAGGUUACUCCCCCAGCCCCGGUCCUUAAGGCACUUCCAAAGAUGUUCUCUCAUGCCGACAAGAAUGUACGUGCUGAGGGCACUCUGCUUGCGCACACCCUUUACCAGUACAUUGGCCCCGCGAUAGAACCAUGGCUAGCGGAUCUUAAGCCCGUGCAGGUGAAGGAGUUGCAAGAAGCUUUUCAGACCAUGGAUGCAGAAGGGAAAGGAAAGGGUUCACUUAGGCCGGAGCGUCUAACCAGACAGCAAGCGCGAGAGGCAGAAACAGCUGAAGUGAAUGGAGAUGGCGACGAUGCACCUAGCGCAGGGAAUGAAGAGGAACUAGCUCUUCCAGAUCCUCGGACGAUGGCAGAGCCUGCCGAUAUUGUUCCCAAGAUCCCUUCUAACUUCCAAACGAACCUAACCUCUUCCAAGUGGAAAGAGCGUAAAGAGGCAUUGGACGACCUGUUCACCGUUAUCAAUGCUGCCCCUCGUAUCAAGGAAGCAGGCGAGCUCAAUGACAUUGCCAAACAGCUGGCGACUUGCAUUCAUAAGGACGCCAACGUCAAUUGUGUCAUCACAGCUGCUAGCUGUAUGGAAGGCCUUGCCAAAGGAAUCAUGGCGCCAUUCUCCAAGGUAAAGGAAACGGUAGUUCCGCUCAUGCUUGAACGGCUUAAAGAGCGGAAAGCUAACGUCACCGAUGCCAUCGGAGCAGCCUUAGACGCUGUUUUCUCCACAACUACGCUCCCAGAUAUCAUUCCCGAUAUACUCCCCGCAUUAGGCAACAAGAAUCCCCAGGUCAAAGAAGGAACACUCAAGUUCUUAGGUCGAUCUCUGUCCACAGCCACUACUCCCGUGCCGCCGGCACAGAUCAAGACUUUGACCGACCCUUUGGCCGUUCUCCUAGAGGACGGCUUUGAAGGUGCCAGAAAUGAAGCAGCUAAUUGCUUGGGCACGCUCAUGAAGAUGAUUGGUGAACGCCCCUUGAAUGCCUUGAUGGAUGGGCUGGCGGAUGUCCGGAAAGCAAAAAUCAAGGAGGCUUACGAGAAGGCUACCGUGAAGUGCAAGGCUGGUGGUCCACCCAAGGCUCCAGCCGCUAAGCCUCCAGCUGCCACUGCAAAGAAAGCGCCACCGGCAAAAGGGGCAGCCUCUGGCAAGGGGGAAGCAUCUAUGAAAGCUAGCAGCAUGGCCGAUGAAUUGAACACGGAGCCAGAACCACUCAAGAAACCUAUAGCGAAGCCUCCUGCAAGAUUGAUGACUAAGAAGUCAGCAGCCGGCGACACUGAUGCUGGGCCCUCCUCAGCUGGCGGCAGCAAACCUUCUGCAUCUGCUGCUCCCGUAAAGAAGCCUGCAGCAGCGGCCGCUGCCAAACCCGCAAAAGUAGCAGCACCACCCCCACCAGGCACUUUGGACACUUUCAAAUACAAGCACACGCCCGAAGAUGCAGAGGCCAUGGCGGCGGAAUUGAUACCGGGCAGCAUCAUGGCUGGGCUCGGAGAUGGGAACUGGAAGACUAGAUUAGUUGCUUGUGAUGAGCUAACAACAUGGAUUGAGGAUGUCGUUGAAACAGUUGACGCCGAAGUCGUCAUUCGUGCAAUUGCCAAGAAAGGAUGGUCAGAGAAGAACUUCCAGGUCUCUGCAAAGAUCUACAAUGUCCUUACGAUUCUAGCGGAACAGUGUCCCUCUUUUGGCCGGUCCUGCGUUGCGUUAUCUACUGGUCACUUGAGCGAGAAGUUGGGUGAUGCCAAGCUCAAGAAACCAGCGGGCGAUACUCUCAUCGUAUUCGCCGAGAAGACUUCCCUGCAGUUUGUACUCAAUCAAGCGUAUGAGCCAUUGGGGAAACAGAAAGCGCCUAAAGUGCUAGCUGACUCUCUGGUUUGGGUGGACAAUGCUGUUGUCGAGUUUGGUGUUGCUGGCGUUUCUUUACGUGGUCUUAUUGAAUUUCUAAAGAACGCACUCAAGAACGCCAACGCAGCGGUACGUACCAAUGCAACGAAGACCUUAGUGACCGUCAAGCUAUAUGCUGGAGCUGGUAUCAAAGAUCUUCUUGAAGACCUCAAUCCUCAGUUGCUUGCAACAAUUCAAAGCGAGUUUGACAAGGUCGAAGGCACGCCAGCGCCGGAGCCCACUCGAACCUCAGCCGACGUUGCAAGCACGGCUGUUGUUUCAUCAGCACCAGGCAAAGGUAGUGCCGUAGCUGACCCAUUGGAUGACCUUUACCCAAGAGUGGAGCUUGAUGGACUACUGAAGGGUACGACAAUACUUGGAGAUGCGAAGAGCGAUGCAUGGAAGACGAAGAAAGAGGCAUUGGAGACUCUUCAAGCAACCCUCGACCAGGGAGCUAACAAGCGGCUGAAGCCUAACAUGGGUGAAAUUGGACAAGUGCUUAAGGCGCGGGUCAUUGACACCAACAAGGCCGUCCAAAGUCUUGCUCUCGAUAUUGUGGCCCGCAUCGCGACGGGCAUGGGGAGACCGUUCGACAAACACACACGUCUUUUCGUUGUCCCUGUGGCUACCGUCUUGUCUGACCAAAAGGCUCCUAUACGAGCAGCUGCGAUAACAACAUUGAGCGCGAUGGCGACAGCAUGCGAAGGGUUGGAAUCGAUGGUUCACGGUUUGGGCGGCGCUUUAGAGACCACCAAUCCCACGCAAAAGGGCUCUUUGCUGAACUGGGUCGCAGAUUAUCUGAAGGAUCACCCUCCCGCCUCGCCGUUGGAUCUUGGGGACUGGGUAUCCCCGGUGGUUAAUUGCCUGGAUGAUCGAAAUGCUGAUGUCCGCAAAGGCGCUCAGGCUGCCUUGCCCUUACUUAUCACUUCGGUUGGGUUCGACCGCGUCAUGCACGCCACUAACAACCUCAAGCCCGCUUCAAGGAAGUCAGCCAUGCCCGCGAUACAGGCUGCUCGAGAUGCUGCUGGCCCGCAACCGAUAGCGGAAGCGCCGCCGCCUCCCAAGCCUGCACCAGUGGGGCCAAAGUCCGCGAUUGUCAAGCCAUCCGCAGCUUCACUUCGAGAGGACCCUCCUGCUCCGCCUGUGCAAGCCUCCACAUCUUCCGGAGUAUCUGCCGGGCCAUCGUCAAAACUCAAUACUGUCCGUCGCAAACUGCCCCAAGGCACGUCCUCAAGACCAGAUUCCCGGGCAGAGUCCGCUACUGAGGAUGCGCAUGUUCCUCUUCCCCGGCCAAACGUCAAGAAGCUUGGCGUACCAGCAUCGAUGAGCAUGAAAACCCCCACGGCUUCCUCCGCACCGUCUCCAAUCGUUGCUGCGCUCCCAUUGACAAGCAUGAAUAUGGAGUCAAAACGAGCGCGUCUAUCUAAGGAUGGUCAGAAAUGGGUGAACGAGUCGGGCGGUGCUCGAAAGGAUCUCGCGGAGCUUUUACAGCACCAAAUGGACCACUUCGCCGCCUCCAAAGACCUCUCAGCCCAACUGUUCAGCCACGAUCACAAUGCGGUCAAUGAUCACAUCGCGGGAUUGUCGACGCUUUACGAGUUUUACACUUGCGCGGAAUCGGGUGACGAACGGUUCGGUGUGCCGGCUGAUGACCUUCACGCCGUUGGACUAGCAAAUUCCGAUUUUGCCUUCAAAUAUGUUUCACUGCGGGUUCAUGAGCCACAAUCGAACCUUGUAACACGAUGCUUAGAUGUUGCUGAUGCGGUGCUGGCGUUCUAUAGAGCAAUUGAUGCUCAACUUGAAGACGCAGAAGCUCUCUGCUUCGUACCUACAAUUGUGUACAAGCUCGGUGAUGCCCGGGAACCUGUGCGACAACGAGUCCAGGCCAUUGUUCAGACGCUUCCCAAAGUGUUCGCUUACAGCAGAGUCUUUGACAUGUUGCUCGAACACGGCCUUAAAUCUAAAGUGGCCAAGACCCGACAAGGUACGUUGGAUGAACUCGGUCUCCUCUUGAAGCGCAAUGGUAUGGCGGCAUGCAAUCAACCAAGCAAGGCCUUCCCUCAGAUUGCGGCGGCAAUCGCGGACAAAGACUCGGCUGUCAGAAAGUCUGCACUUACGACAAUUAGUGAGGCGUACACAUUGGUCGGAGAGAAAGUAUGGUCUCUUGUCGGGCGCUUGUCACCUAAGGACAAAACCCAACUAGAAGAACGCCUGCGACGCGUGGCGGGCCCCAGCACCGCUGGGAAGGUUGAGGUACCCUCAGUCUCAUCUCAGCCAAGCAAGGUUGGUAGAGGGGUCCCGCGACCAUCCUCCCCUGCCUCCUUCGCCCGCCAAGGUGGUCAAGAUCGGUCGGCAUCACCUUCAAGAGCGGUUUCCCCCAUCAACAGUGCCCCUGCUCGGCCAGGAUCCCCUGCACGUGGCUUAAAAUUGCAAGGUCCAAGCAGCGCCGCCAGCGGUUUGCAUCCUCCUUCUUCUCCUUCAGGCAUAGCGCGUCCAAAGACUUUGCUUCCUUCUCGACUUGGGCCUCCACGAUCACGACCUCAUAUUGUUACGCAAGAGAUUCGGAGUCAUCCUGAAGCGCAAGCAGAAGAGCCUCCACUUCGUGCCAAUGGACAUCACCCACCUCCUCACUCUUCAUUCGACACCCAUGAUGAUGUCGACACCCUUGUGGACGCACCGCCGCCCGCUGAUGCCACAGACGACAUCACCAUCACGAUAUCCUCCAUCCUCAGUAGUGACCCUCAUCGGAGCGUUGAUGCACUCAAGAAAGUUCAGAAGAUUCUUGUGACCAAGACUGAAAAUGGCAACCACUCUGCAGAGUACCAGGACCUCGCAGAACAUACAGAAGGUCUAAUAGAGACGAUUACUCUCCAGAUGACGCACGUAUUCGAACGUCCGGACGACCUUGUUUUCGACGACAAUUUCAGGCUCGCGAAACAUCUGAUCCAGACGCUCAAUACGUUUUGUGAUCACGCUGUCCUUGCAGAGUCGUUGACUGUUGAAAUUGUUACCUCGUUGCUCGAUGAACUCACGAUGCGGUUGCUUGAGACGGACGAUAGUCGGGUUAGCAAGGUCAAGGAUUUGUCGCGCUUCAUCAAUAUGAUUGUUCUCCGCCUCUUUGCUACUGGACGAAGGAUGUCAAUAUUCCGAGCCUUGUUUGCAUUGCUACUUCAAAUUGUGAAGCCGUUCCCGGCCAACGGUACUCCACCCGACUCUAAGGAGGCGAGAGUAGCCGAGCUAGUGCUCAAGUGCGUGUGGAAGUUGGCUAGGAAUAUUCCGCAAGAUUUGAAAGACGGCAAGCUGGAUCCUGCAGAGCUUCUCCCCUCCAUCGAACACUUCUUGCAAUCCAUACCUCCUAAUGAAUGGCGUGCUCGUGCGACGAACCAUGUUCCAUGCGGAGACAUGCCGCUGCGAACCAUCAAAGUCAUCAUUCAGCAUGUAGUAGCCCAUUACGGUGACGAGGUGUACGAUAGCUUGUCCGCUUCUUUCGAUGAUCCCUCGGCUACCAUUGUUUAUCCCUACGUUUACCGUAUCCUCAACUCAUCUCAUCGGGCUGCAGAGGCUCAACAACAUCAACAAGACACGGAAGCUCUCAGCAGGCCAUAUUCGGCUGCAUCCAGUCGGCCUAUCUCGCCCCAACAAACUACAUCUUCGGCGACCUCAGGCACUCAUCAACGCUCAUCUCCGAGUGUCUCUUCUCAGAACGGUGGCGGUUUCUCUCCUCCCGUUGAAGAGCCCGAUCCAGAUGCCCAGCUGCUAACUAUCAUUAACCACAUCUCCAGCGAGACUACGGGUGCCAUGCACAAAGAGGGCAUCACUGAGUUGCAUCAGUUCCUGAAGAACUAUCCCCAGAAGCGGCCACGUGUAGAAAAGCUGUUAGAGUCCACUGGUCCAGCAUUCCGCAAGUACAUCAACCGUGCUUUGGCGAGUAGGGCUGCCGAGGAUAUGGAACGAACUGCUGCCGUUGCGAGCACAUUGUCUAAGCUGGAGGCCAACGGUUCGAACACCGUACCGAGUUCACCUGUGAAAACAGAGGCGACUCUUCGAUCACCGACGCAAGGUGGGCCAAGCGACAGUGCAAGGCUGCACGAGCUACAUGAUCUAUUUCACUACAAGCGAACGAGCGUGACAAGCAAUGGUUCGUCAUCUCAAGGACGGCGAAUGUCCGAGGUGUGAAGUUGAGGUGUAUCUGGCGGCUAGUAUCAUUUUGCAUUAAUGUGUAUACUCGGCACAGUCUCCUUGCACUGUAUAUGUAAUCUAAGUAACUGUGGAAAACUGUAAACUACUUAUGCACUAGCUAAUGGCACUAAUGGCGCAUGCA
Messenger RNA from Coniophora puteana RWD-64-598 SS2, 6791 nucleotides. Its product is annotated as microtubule associated protein. The transcript is spliced from 15 exons. The record is from RefSeq and is a predicted model, not a curated record. Gene Ontology annotation, biological process: microtubule polymerization; establishment or maintenance of microtubule cytoskeleton polarity; mitotic spindle organization. Bases 107 to 6646 code for a protein of 2179 amino acids. Gene Ontology annotation, molecular function: microtubule plus-end binding; microtubule plus end polymerase activity. NCBI's taxonomy places the organism in Eukaryota, Fungi, Basidiomycota, Agaricomycetes, Boletales, Coniophoraceae. Gene Ontology annotation, cellular component: kinetochore; microtubule plus-end; spindle pole body.